GUAUAUAUAAAGUGAGUUCAAUUUGGGGGAACGGAUUUGUGUUCGCAAGGCUGCACCAAGUGUUGGCGGUGUAGACAUUUGCGUGUCUACUUGAAUCAUGAGCUACAGUUCCACAGGAGGGAUAAGGUUGAAGUGAUACUGUGGCAGGGCUCACACCAUAUAUACUCGGGGAGAAAGAAGAAUAUGAGCGAGAACGGCCAGUACGUGCCGGGGAGCCUCUGGUUCUAUGCGCCGAACAAAGGAGCACCCGUGUUCUUCGCCGUAGCAUUCUGCGCAUCUACGGUGUGGCAGUUGUGGCAGACCUACCAUAACAAGUGCUGGCGCAUGACGGGCGUCCUUGUCUUUGCGGGAACUCUCUUCACCGCCGGCUUCAUCACACGAGAGAUUGCUGCGUUCGAUUAUGGCAACCUCGUAAAGCUCAUCGUCAGCGUGUGUUUGGUAUACGCGGCACCGCCUCUGUUUGAGCUGGCCAACUACCAGAUCCUCGGCCGAAUCCUCUACUAUGUACCGCACCUCUCGCCGAUCCACCCAGGGCGCGUCUUGACGACUUUCGCCUUCAUCUCGUCCGUCGUCGAGGCGCUGAACGGGAACGGCGCCAGCUACUCGACCAACCAGUCGCUGCCAAAAUCCAAGCAGGACAUCGGCAAGGCCCUCCUCAAGGCAGCCCUGCUCAUCCAGAUUGUCGUGGUCGUACUGUUCCUCGCGCUGACAGUCACUUUUCACCGCCGCGUCCACGCAGCUAAGAUCCGCAGCCCGAAGCUGACGGGCGUGCUGCGGACCCUCUACGCGAGCAGCGCACUCAUCGCCGUCCGGACCAUCUACCGCAUUGUCGAGUACUUCAGCCUGGCAGAGCUUCACUUUGGCCCGGGGCUCAACCCCGACGCGUUCGGGCCGGAGGUGCGCUAUGAGUGGUUCUUUUACGUGUUCGAGGCGACACUCAUGCUGUGCAAUGCGUCUCUCUGGAACGUCAGGCACCCGAGGAAGUACCUGCCCAAGAGCACCAAGGUAUAUCUAGCACGCGAUGGGGUGACGGAGGUGGUCGGGCCGGGGUAUAAGGACACGAGAUCAUUCUGGGUGACGUUGGUGGAUCCGUUCGACCUCAAGGGAAUGCUAGGCAAGAAAAACGGAAGAGGGACGACGGAGUUCUGGAACGAGGUUCAAGGAGGGACGAAUAUCGACAGCGAGCGAACUUGCCAAUAAGGGGCCUCUAUGAAGUAUCAGGUCAGCUGUUUUGUGUCGUCAUGACUGAGAUGGGACACACACGGCAUCUGUUCUCAACAGAAUAGUGGUCAGCUGCCUUCGCAAUGGGCCAGCGCACACAACUUUUCUGGGUGCCUGUUGCAAGCGAUCCGAACAUCGCUUCCUGGCCACGGAUCCCGCCAGCCAGGUCAACAAGGUAUGGACUCGGGGACUCAGUCGUCAUUGGCGUCGAAGAGCAAACCGAUUCUACGUCACGUGUUCUCUGCCAGAUUACACGUCUUGACAGGGAUUGUAUCAAUAUUCGGAACCGAGUACAGCCCGAGGCUUCCAAGGAAUACGUGAUAAGGGAAGGAUGGAAGGGGCUCGUGGAAGGAAGAGUGUGCUGCUCCUCAGGGCGGGGCCAGAGUAUGACCAUACUAUGGUCCUCUUUUUCAUGCGUUGGCCCAGUUGGGUGGUAGUGAUAGUAUGGUUGUUAUUAUUAUUAUCAUUAUUAUUGUUGUUAUUAUUUGUC
Messenger RNA from Cryphonectria parasitica EP155, 1711 nucleotides. RefSeq lists its product as uncharacterized. Lineage: Eukaryota; Fungi; Ascomycota; Sordariomycetes; Diaporthales; Cryphonectriaceae. The record is from RefSeq and is a predicted model, not a curated record. Gene Ontology annotation, cellular component: membrane. The transcript has 5 exons. The coding region runs from base 184 to 1200 and encodes 338 amino acids.